UACACACGCUGCAGGGCUGAUAACUGGGCUGGUUAGUGCUGCUGCUGCAGACUGCACUGAUUUCUGUGGUGCCAGGAGCUGAUAUUAAUGUGACAGAUACAACAUGGGGUACUUGUGAGGCCUCUCUUUGUCCGGCAGCUGCAAACAGACCAUUUGGGGCCGGAGUUUAAAGCACAGUCUGUUGCUGAACUGUAACUCCCAGAAUGGUGGAGCUGGAGGGCCACAAGCUAGUGACCCAAGGACUAGGGCUGAGUAUCUCUCCAGGCUACUUACCCCAGACACUCAGCUGCUGGAGGUUCCCUCACUCACUCCCCCAAGUGUUCCCACUCUCCCUAAACACAGCCGCCUCCCCUCCCCCGUCUCCUGAUUGCCAAAUAGCCGUGCACAUGCAAUGGUGACCUUGAGUCCUGCUUAUUUGCCCUCAGAUGGGGGGACGCAGGCAGCCAGUGCAGCCCCCUCAGUGGAGGAGAAUUGGGUGGUGCAGCCCUCCCUCACCCUGCUGGUCCUCCUGCUGGUGCCGUGUGUUCUGCUCCUCUUCUUCCUCAAUUGUUUCCUCCUCUUCCACCGGCUCCCGGCUUUCUCCCUGAGGAAAAGGGCAAGUAGGAGAAAGGUCGGCCAGUACCCUUGUGUCAGGGUGGGUCACAGUGGGCAAGCCAGGCUGGAGCCUCCCUACAUGCUCUCCCCCGGGGUGGUGCUGCGGGAGGGCCGCCUGGGCUCUGACACCAUCAGUCAAGGCUUUGAGGCCACAUUGGCCCUGGAGGAGGGGGUUUGUGGGCGACAAAAUACACCCCAAUCCAGAGGAAGUUGCUGUCAGGGGGGGAGCAUCCCCAGUGACCAGAUCUGUUGCUCCCCACGUCCACGUUGUGCCACCCCCCUGCCCUGCUGUGCCCCAAGGAGAGCCUGGAAUGCCCCGGCCUAUGUCAAGAAGAGACUGAGGCCCAAGGUCUGGAAAGUGAGGGAAGAUGAACUGGGGUCUUCGUGUGAGCUGGACACCCGCCAUAACCACGUCCCCCCCAAUACACCUGCCGCUGAUAAUGCCCUUGGGGUGACCCCAAAAGUAAAGUUCUGCCAUACGAGCAGCACCCAGAGGAAGUCCCACGUUGGGAUGGUUCCCUUCACUCUAGGUGGAUCUGAGCUUUUGGAGGAUCCCAGUGUGAUUCCCAGGGAAGACACAGCCGAGCAUCUGGACGCCAGUAGCAGCCUCCCUGGACCGGGCUUAGACAGCGACUUUGGGGUCAGUGCAGGAAUCUCCCUUCACAUCUUGUCCUCCGACAGUGACUCUGGUUCCCAGUCCUGGACCUCUGGAAUGGAAUGGGAUUAUUAUGACCCAUGUUACAUGCGGCGGAACCGACUGAGGAGAGACGCGCGACACAACCGUCACUUGCCCAUGAUGUGCAGCAAACAGUACUGGAUCUGACCCCCAAUGGUUUCUAUUACCCCCAAUGGUUUCUAUUACCCCCAAUGGUUUCUAUUACCCCCAAUGGUUUCUAUUACCCCCAAUGGUUUCUAUUACCCCCAAUGGUUUCUAUUACCCCCAAUGGUUUCUAUUACCCCCAAUGGUUUCUAUUAUCCCUACUGCUUAAGCACUUACUCCACUCUAACCCAAGCACUGCCGACAUAUUAAGUCUCACCCAAAAUUAGAGAAGGUCCCUACUCCUAUCCUCCGCCAUGUUGGCCAAUGUGCACGUGCGCCCGUAUGCCAGGCACCCCCCUCACUCUAUUAUUGCACAUGGGACCUGAACUUACAUUCAAUGGCGCCAUUACCCCUACAUUACCCCUUCCCCAUGUGUAUAAACACCCUAACUCUAUAUAUUCUGUACAGCCAUUAGUAGCAUGUACUCACCUGCUAGAACCCAAUCUUCCCACUCCCCCCAAUGUGCACUAACCCCCAAAUUCCAUGUAUCCUUUAUAAUGGGCACCAGCACUGUACUCCCCACACACUGCACUUCAGCAGAUACCCUACACCUUCCUGUCCAGUGCCCCCCAUAUAUACCCCACUGUAUAACACACACAAUUGUCUGCAGCACUGUAACUCCCAAUGACGCCCAACUUUGCUACUAAUAUAAAUGAACUUUCCUUUACUACUCCCUAUUUCCCAAUGGCUGCCACUCCCCACAGAUAUUCCACAAUCCCUUCCUACAGUCAUACACCCAUUUAUAAGGCAGUAUUCCCACCCUCCCCUUUUCCCCACUAAAAAGAAAUCAAUUAUUGGGGUAAUUUAAAAAAAAAUAUUUUUUAAAAUUAUUUUGGGUCAAAAAAUAUUUAUUUAUCAGUUUUUAUGGAUAAUGUAAGUAAAAAGGCAUCUGAUGGGUAAUUUAAGUGAACCCCAGAUAAGAUGGGGGGCUAAUUCUGGAAUUAAGCUCUGAUAUUGUUCUUUAUAUAAUAUUGACUAAUAACUGUAUGUCUGGUUUGUCCUUUUAAAUGGGACCCAUAUAUCUGCCAGGCUGUUUGGAUCAGCCCUUUAUCUCCAAUCUCUCAGCCACCACUGGGGGGCACUAUUUCACUGACGGCUGUUUAGAGGCCUCUGAUGAGGGGCACAAUAUGGCAGCAGGUACAUGUAUAUAUUUAUGUAUUUUAGGAGAUCUGGCAGGUGCUAUAUAUUGAGUAGCAUGUUUCCCAGAUCCAUUAUCUUUUAUAUGUGUUCUGUAUUUGUGAUUGGAAAGAUUCUGUAUGUGAGCAAAUGAUUUGGGAUUAUAGUUUCUGUGAUACAGUCCAGAGACUUGCUGGCGCUAAAAACCAGUUUUUCCAGUUUAAUCUCUCGGUUUGGCUGUAUGUGCGAUUCUAGUUGGAACUGGACCCAAAAAUGUAAAAGAAAAUGCCAUUUUUGUCUCAAUAGUUUGAAUGGAAAGAGGCACCUGCCUGCUGAAAUGACUGUAUUUUAAUCCAAUGGUUAUAAUAUUUAUAUAUUUUAUUUAUUAAAGAUUCACUCUAUUUUACAGAU
Molecule: messenger RNA, 2941 nt
Organism: Xenopus laevis (African clawed frog)
Lineage: Eukaryota; Metazoa; Chordata; Amphibia; Anura; Pipidae
Gene: hwa.L
Product: huluwa (provisional) L homeolog
Exons: 3
Coding region: 392-1417 (341 amino acids)
Cellular component (GO): plasma membrane
Source: RefSeq, a predicted model, not a curated record